Molecule: messenger RNA, 381 nt
Organism: Liolophura sinensis
Lineage: Eukaryota; Metazoa; Mollusca; Polyplacophora; Chitonida; Chitonidae
Product: carbonic anhydrase 14-like
Exons: 5
Coding region: 1-381 (126 amino acids)
Cellular component (GO): plasma membrane
Molecular function (GO): carbonate dehydratase activity; zinc ion binding
Source: RefSeq, a predicted model, not a curated record
AUGUUUGCUCUUCAGCUCCUCUCCCUGACAAACUUUGUGGCUCUCUGCAUGACUACUGAUCACCAACCGGAAGGUCUAGCUGUUCUUGGGGCUUUGUUUGAGAUCAAUGAUGACGAUAACGAAGCCUUCCAGCCCAUUAUAAACAAACUGUGUGCCAUUUCAUACCCACAUGACACAGCUGUAGUUGAUCCCCUGAGAGUCGAGGACCUGCUCCCGGAGGAGGCUAACCAGUGGUACAGAUACCCCGGCAGCCUCACCACCCCGCCGUGUUUCGAGAGUGUCAUCUGGACAGUCUUCAAGAAUUUUGUUAAGAUUUCAGAGAAUCAGCCGGUGAGGAAAGCCAAGGUAGAUCACCUAGGUUCUGGCUUGAUCACGGCCUAG